UCGAGGGAGGGGGCGAGGGAGGAAAGGGAGGGCAGCCGAGCCGGGGCCCACCCCUUUUUGCCUUUCCAGGCUGGGAGGCUGGGCCAGUGGGCCUUUUAACCAGCCGGGCAGUUGUGCCGGCCGCCAGCUCUGGACGCCCUGCCCGGCCCCUGUGGUCCCAGCCGCCGCAGCCCAGCCCGCCCGGCCAGCAUGCAGCAGCCGCCCCCGCCCGGGCCCCCGGCCCCCGCGGCUGAGCCCACCAAGCCUCCCUACAGCUACAUCGCCCUGAUCGCCAUGGCCAUCCAGAGCUCGCCGGGCCAGCGGGCCACGCUCAGCGGCAUCUACCGCUACAUCAUGGGCCGCUUCGCCUUCUACCGCCACAACCGGCCCGGCUGGCAGAACAGCAUCCGCCACAACCUGUCCCUCAACGAGUGCUUCGUCAAGGUGCCCCGCGACGACCGGAAGCCCGGGAAGGGCAGCUACUGGACGCUGGACCCCGACUGCCACGACAUGUUCGAGCACGGCAGCUUCCUGCGCCGUCGCCGCCGCUUCACCCGGCGGGCGGGCACCGAGGGCACCAGGGGCCCUGCCAAGGCGCGCCGCGGCGCCGGCAGAGCCGGCAGCCAGGACGCAGGUGCCCCGGGCACCGCGACGGGAAGGCAGUGCCCCUUCCCGCUGGAGCUGCCCGAGCCUAAGGGCCUCGGCUUCGGGGGCCUGGUGGGGUCUCUGCCAGGGCCCCUGUGCCCGGCAACCACUGACAGCAGGUCUCGGCCUCUGGCGGAGCCCAAGGAGAUGCCCACCCCCAAGCCCGCGGGUCCCGGGGAGCUCGCCGUGGGCACCUCGCCAUCCCCCUGCCCAGCGUUCGGCUUUCCCGCGGGCUUCUCCGAGGCUGAGGGUUUCGGCAAGACUCCCACGCCCAUCUUGGCCCCCGAAACGGGCAUCGCGAGCAGCUACCAGUGCCGGCUGCAGACGCUGAACUUCUGCGUGGGAAGCGACUCGGGCCUGGAGCACCUCUUGGCCUCAGCAGCCCCCUCUCCGGCGCCCCCCACCCCGCCAGCCUCGCUCCGAGCCCCCCUGCCCCUGCCAGCUGACCCCAAAGAAUCCUGGGUGGCCGGAGGCUUCCCUGUCCAGGGAGGCUCUGGCUACCCACUGGGGCUGCCACCCUGCCUCUACCGGACACCAGGAAUGUUCUUCUUUGAAUGAAGCCGGCCUGGCCCUGGGCAGCUCCUGCCAGGUCGCGCCUGGCUCCGGGUUCCGGGGAGCCCUCCGAGGACCUCUCUCUGGCGAGCCGACGGCCCCGGGACAAGAAGCCAAGA
Molecule: messenger RNA, 1295 nt
Organism: Sorex fumeus (smoky shrew)
Lineage: Eukaryota; Metazoa; Chordata; Mammalia; Eulipotyphla; Soricidae
Product: forkhead box protein S1-like
Exons: 1
Coding region: 190-1182 (330 amino acids)
Biological process (GO): cell differentiation; anatomical structure morphogenesis; regulation of transcription by RNA polymerase II
Molecular function (GO): DNA-binding transcription factor activity, RNA polymerase II-specific; RNA polymerase II cis-regulatory region sequence-specific DNA binding
Source: RefSeq, a predicted model, not a curated record